CAGCGAUUGGCUCUAUGAGGCCAGCCCCCCAAUCUCCGCGCUGCCAUUGGUUGACCAACUUCGGACACCCACCCGACAAUUGGCUAUUGUCAAUUCUCGUCUCGGAUUGGCUGAGGGAAGCGCUGGGGGCGGGAGGCGGGAAGUAUCCGGGAAGAUUCGCUUUCGAGGGUGUCAGGGCGAGCUGCGGAGCGGCAGCCGGGGACUGCCGGCGGAGCGGAGGAAGGAAUCUGAAACAAGCAAAAAAAGAAUUACAAUGUCUUCAACACUAUCUGAAUACGUUAUUGGUGGAGUGAAGAUUUACUUCCCUUGUAAAGCUUACCCAUCACAGCUUGCUAUGAUGAAUUCUAUUGUUAGAGGAUUAAACAGUAAGCAGCACUGUUUGUUGGAGAGCCCCACAGGAAGUGGGAAAAGCUUAGCCUUACUUUGUUCUGCCUUGGCAUGGCAGCAGUCUCUCAGUGAAAAGCCAGGAGAGGAGAACUUGAAUAAAAAGACUGAAGUACCCUUGCCAUGUUGUUGUAUAUGCCAUUUGCACGAUCCCACUAAUGAUAUCAGUAUUAAUGUGAACCAAGGAGCUUCAUGUUCUUUCACCAGUCCAAUCGUGACAUCUUCCAUGAAAAAUGAAAUCUCAACUUGCCAAGAAGACUCUACUCCAGAAAUCACACUUGCUGCGAAAUUAUCUGCCAAGAAACAGGCAUCUUUGCUUAGCGAUGGAAAGGAUGAUUUUCAAGUAGACAAGAAAAGGAUUCGUCCCUUAGAAACCAAGCAGCAGGUUAGAAAGCGUCAUUGCUUUGCGAAGGAUAUACAGAAUUUAGAUAUGAAAAUUGCACCAGAAAGGAUUGUGAAGCCAAACUCUCCACUGGGAAAAAAGAUAAUGUCUUCUCCACAAAAGCUUCCUGGUCCUUGUACUCGGUGUUCCUGUUCCAUUAAAAGUGGAAAAAGUCAAGAUGACGAUAAUAUAACAAAGAAAGAACAUGGGGGAAAAUGCAAGACACCUAAAAUAUUUUUUGGGACUCGUACACAUAAACAGAUAGCUCAGAUUACUAGAGAACUGCGGAGGACAGCAUACUCUGGGGUCCGAAUGACUAUUCUUUCUAGCAGGGAUCAUACUUGUGUCCAUCCUGAAGUAAUCGGUAAUUUCAACAGGAAUGAAAAAUGUAUGGAGUUGAUGGAUGGAAAAAAUGGUAGAUCCUGUUAUUUCAACCACGGUGUCCAUAAGAUUAGUGAGCAACAUGCUCUACAGACUUUCCCAGGGAUGGGCAGGGCCUGGGAUAUAGAAGAUCUUGUGAGCCUGGGGAGAAAGUUAAAGGCAUGUCCAUAUUAUGCAGCUCGAGAGCUAAUGUUAGAUGCUGACAUUGUGUUCUGUCCCUACAACUAUCUCCUGGAUUCACAGAUAAGGGAAAGUAUGGAUAUCAAUUUGAAAGAGCAGAUCAUCAUUUUAGAUGAAGCCCAUAAUAUUGAGGACUGUGCACGUGAGUCAGCCAGUUACAGUGUUACAGAAAUCCAACUUAGGUUUGCUCGAGAUGAACUAGAUGUCAUGGUCAGCAACAAUAUAAGGAAGAAAAACCAUGAACCCUUGCGAGCUGUUUGCUAUAGCCUCAUAAAUUGGUUACAGGAAAACUCUAAACAUCUUGUAGAAAGACAUUAUGAAUCAUCCUGUAAAGUGUGGAGUGGAAGUGAAAUGAUCUCUCACUUCUAUAAAAUGGGCAUAACUGCUGCUACCUUUCCAAUAUUACAGGGACAUUUUACUGCUGUCCUUCAAAAAGAAGAAAAAAUUAUGACCAUUAAUGGUAAAGAGCAAAUCAGAGAAAUACCUGUUGUUAGUCCCUCGACUCAGAUUAUGCUCAAAGGACUGUUUAUGGUACUGGAUUAUCUUUUUAGGCAGAAGAGCAGGUUUGCAGAUGAUUACAAAGUCGCUUUACAGCAAACUUACUCUUGGACAAGCCAGAUUGAUAUUCCAGACAAAAAUGGUUUCAUUGCUUUACCUAAAAAUAAGAAACAUUCUAGACAAAAAAUGGCAGUAAAUGUACUAAACUUUUGGUGCUUGAAUCCAGCUGUGGCCUUUUCGGAUAUUAGUAGUAAUGUACGGACGAUUGUUCUGUCAUCUGGUACUCUUUCACCAAUGAAAUCUUUUUCAUCUGAACUUGGUGUGACAUUUACUAUCCAACUAGAGGCUAAUCAUGUCAUUCAGAACUCACAGGUUUGGGUUGGCACUAUUGGGUCAGGCCCCAAGGGCCGUAAUCUCUGUGCCACCUUCCAGCACGCAGAGACCUUUGCAUUCCAGGAUGAAGUUGGAGCACUUCUCUUGUCCGUAUGCCAAACAGUGAGCCAAGGGAUUUUGUGCUUCUUGCCAUCUUACAAGUUAUUGGAUAAAUUAAAAGAACGUUGGAUACACACUGGUUUAUGGCAUAAUCUUGAGCUAGUGAAGACAGUCAUCACGGAACCACAAUGGGGACAGAAAGCUGCAUUUGAUGAAGUGUUACAAUUGUACUACAAUUCGAUCAAGUGUAAAGGAGACCGAGAUGGUGCCCUCCUUGUGGCAGUUUGCCGAGGUAAAGUGAGUGAAGGUUUGGAUUUCUCAGAUGAAAAUGCCCGUGCUGUCAUAACAAUAGGAAUUCCAUUUCCAAAUGUGAAUAAUCUUCAGGUUGAAUUAAAGAGAAAGUACAACGACCAGCAUUCAAAACUAAGAGGUCUUUUACCUGGACGCCAGUGGUAUGAAAUUCAAGCUUAUAGGGCGCUGAACCAGGCACUCGGCAGGUGUAUUCGGCAUAAAAAUGAUUGGGGAGCUCUUAUUUUAGUUGAUGAUCGCUUCAGGAGAAACCCAGAUCAAUAUAUAUCUGGACUUUCCAAAUGGAUUCGGCAACAGAUUAAGCACCAUGAAACUUUUGAGAGUGCAUUGGAGUCCUUGGCUGCAUUUUCUAAAAAGCAUCAAAAAGUCAUUGAUGUGUCAUCCCCAAACAGUAGCGAGUCUGAACAAGAAGUGGCCUGUUUAAAGGAUGAGUCCUCGACAUCUUUAUUAGAAUCAACAAUUCACCCAUCACCAAAUGUUCUUGGAGAAGAUGAACGGAAACCUUUUGUCCAGGAGCUUCAGACUUCUACAAUGAUGGCUGUGGAGCUCAAACUACACAGUCACCCAAGUAACAUCAUCACAGCCCAGAAUAAAAAUGAUUCAUUAUUGUUGGAAUAUUCUCCACAGAAAAUAAAGAGGGAAAAAUGUUUAAUAUCAAGAUCCACAAGUCCAACCUUCAGUAAACAAAUAGAAAGGAAUAGCUGUCCUGAAUCUGACUCUGUGAAGAGAUAUUUUACCCCUAAGUUGCUGACUUCCAUACCUGUGUGCACAUUUUCAGAGAACCAUGACAUCAGUCCUGUCCCUUCCAAAGAGGAAAAGAGGGAAAGUACAGUCGGUCUGUCUCUUGCUAAUAGAGGCCAGUCCUCGUCCCUGUCAGGAAACAUACCAUUUGGCCCAGGUCCACAGUCAGAAAGCAUUACUUCAUUGACCAAUACUGUUAGUAAAAAAGAUCCUGCUGAACAGCUACUCUACCCUGAAGAAGUCCUGGAUCCAGACUUCGAUCUUAGUCCUGUACAUGGAGAAGCUGAAUUUUCCAAUGUUAAUGUAGAUAUUGAAACAACAGAAGAAGACGAAUCUGUCUAUUUCACACCGGAACUUUAUGAUGAUACAGAAUCAGACGUAGAAGAAAAUGAAGAGCUACUUGAAACUGGUGGAAUAAAUCAGAGGACUGAAAAUUCAGAUUACAUUAUAGCAGAAAACCUUUUGGAAAUUGGUUGUACCAAAGGAAUGGGUUCAGAUCACACAGACAUGAAGUUGAAUAGAAUCAUGCAAAAUGAAGAACAUAAAGUUGACGACAUUAGUAAUAAUGUAAAGGCAGCAAAUAUACAUGAACAGGAGCUGGAAAGAACUCAGGAAAUGGACACCAUAGGUAACAUCAGCACAUGACCACCAUACUGUUUAAGGUUUCUGGACCAAACCUCAGUUUAAAUGAUUGCUCUACAUCUGAUAAAUGAUAUAGAUGCUUCCAAAAAAGAGCAGGCGGCCUCGUUUUCAAGCUAAGUUUUCAUCACUGUUUAAAAUGGCAUCUGAUUUUUCUAUUUGAAAGGGCAUAUUAUGCUAUUCUCCAGUUUGUUUUUUGAAGUGAUACACACAAAAUAGUUCCUUCCAGAAAAUCUUUCUUGUCAAAACAGAUUCCAUAUUUAUCAUGGUAAAGAAUAUGUGGGUUUUCUUAGCCUGCCUCCAAUUUCACUUCAGCACUGAAAUCUUGUAAUCCCCUCCUUCUCUUAUUUCAUAUUUACAUACAAAGUUCAGAGAGUACCUCUAUCGGGGAUGUCAGUCCUGAUUCACUUGUUGAUUUUACCAUACACCAUGUAAUAGUCCUCUAGUAUGCCCUUAAUUAGCUUCCUCUCUCUUUAAAGUUCAUAUCAGAUUCUUUGGCCAGCUUGUGAUAAAUUUAAAAUAGCAGUUAAGUUACUGCAUGUACUUUUAAUUAAAACUUAUUUUACCUUCUUUGCAUGAUAAGCUGAAACCACUAGAAUUUGUAAACAAACUUUUGUAGCAUCACAUCGAGCCAAAUGACUAACCCUAACAUGUUCAGGCAGGCUGAAAAAUGAGCCAAAAGAUAAGAGUACAAUUGAAAUGUGCCCCCUUGUGGCCACAUCAACAUAGUCUGUUAUUUGUUGCUGCCCUCAUUUCUAGUAGUCCAAAAAUGCAGUCCAAAAAUGUCUGUGAAUGAACAUUUAUUCCUCACCAGAAAUAGUUAUUGAAAAAUAUGCUUUGCUAUAUCAUCAUUCUGAAAACACAUUAACUUUUUUAUAGGAAGUAUCCUUUCAUUGGAUAGAUGAUGAUCAUAGAAUUUAGAUUGUGUCAGGACCAUGAAGAUCAUCUGGUCCAGGCCCUCUCAUUUUAAAGAUAAGGAACUGAGGACUAGCGACCUUAAGUGAGCAACCCAAGACCACACAAGUUUUAAGUACCAGAGCUGGGAUUCAGAUCCGGUUCUUUUGGUUCCAAAUCCACUGUUGUUUUUCCCACCAUGCUAUAUCAUACCACUCUUCCUCUCAUCAUUGAAAUUGAAAGUGCCUUUCAGAUCAUGUUUGUGUUUUCUGAUAUCUUACAGAGCAAACCAGUAGAUUUCUUAUCAAGAAAUGGGAAGUUAUACAUACCAGCUUUAAACAUAGUUCAAAGAGAUAUGAUUUUAUUGUUCACCAAUUAAAGGUUUUGGAUUCCCAAAAUAAUUCCUCUUGAUACCUUGUGUUUUCCUUUUAUUUAUCAUUGGCAAUUGACUACAAACAAUAGAUUGAAAGUAAUUUUUGUAAUCAUAGGAUCAUGAUUUUUAGAUCUGGAAGGAUCCUCAGACCCAAUUCAAUCCCAUCAUUUUACAAUGAGGACCCUGAGACACAGAGAAGUUAAGUGACUUGCCUAGGUCAUGUAGGAAGUAAAUAGCAGAGAUGAGAUUUGAACAUAGAUCCACUCACUCAAAAUCCUGUAAACUUUCCACUCUACUGAAUAAAUUAAUAUAUGUUAAGCUUGAAAAACUUAAAGCACAAGUCACUUCUCUUUAAGCCCUUUUCACACAUUUGUAAAAUUAGGAAUUUGAACUUAGUUAUCUCUAUGGUUUUUUCUAGCUGUUAUAUUCGAUUCAGCAGACAUUUAUUAAGUGCUUGCUGAGUACAAAAAAAAAAUCACAUAUUUUACAAGGAAUGAAUUUAAAUUGGAUUUUGACAGAUUCUUAAAAAACAAAUAUACUCAAACUUAUAAUACACAUUAAUUCUGUCCCAGCAGAACAGACCCUAAGGUAAGCUGUCCUUUAUCUCAAUAAUUCUGCCUUUACUCAAAGUUUGCUUGGAUCGCCUAUUUAGGAAUUGCCUUGGAGCUGGUUUAUGAGAUCCACAAAAUCAAUUCCAUUACAUUAUAAGCAAUGCUAAUUCUUGACCCCAAGCAAAAAUUUAAUCACUGAUCUUCUUUAAUAGAUGAUUGAUUUGAGGCUGUUUCCCCCCCAAAAUGAAAAUUUUCCUUCUUAGAGACUAUUCAGAUGUGUGUUCCCAUAGGCUAUUAAGAGGAAUUCUGACUACUUCUGGAGCAACGACAGUCUUCUGAGAGCCAGUGUAUGUACUAGCUCCUAAGGUGACAGACAUCACUCUUUUGGAAGUAUAUUGCAGGUGUCUUUAUUGAAAAGCAAUCACGUUGCUUUGUAUCAAUGCCUUAUAGUGAUCAUAAAGUCAUAGAAAUUAGAGAAAGAAGGGACUCUGAAAGUCAACUAAUAGCAACUCUUCACCUUACAGAGGAAGAAAGAAAGCCCCGUGGUUAUGAUCCAGGGUCAGUUCCUAGCUGAGCUGGGAUGAGAACCCAAGCCUCCUGACUGAGUCCAAUGCUCUUGUACUACCCCAUGCUGCAUGGAGAUCAUAGUGAGGGCAUUUGUAGCAUGCUUGUAAAAAUGUCAUCACCAUUCAUAGGGUCCUAGAACUUAAGACUUGGAAGAGGUCUUAGGACUGAUUGCAUGCCCUCACUUAUUUAAAACUCAGUAUAUGAAAUAUAUGGACUUUGAAGACUGCUAAAUUAGUCUCAGAUUAUUUGCCAUUCUAAAGGACUCUCAAUUCUCAAAUAGAAUUAUACCAUGUUCCUUUAAAAGUGAAUAUUUAAAACAUGAUUUAAAUAACAAGAAUUUGACUUGCAUGCAACUCUACCAAUAAAUAUUGAGAAAAGUGAAAUAGACUUUUUACAGUGGAAAGAGCACUAAAUUUGAAAGCCUUAGUUCCUUAGUUCCUUCAAAUCCCAGUUCUGCUAUAUAAUACCUAUGUGUGAGGUACCUUCAGCUAGUUACCUAUCAUCUCUGGGCCUUACCUUCUUCAUCUGUAAAAUGAGAGGAUUGGACAAAUUCCAGCGCAGAUCUAGAUCUGUGAUUAUCCUGGCUUUGCUUAAAGACCUGCAUCUAUUUCUUAAUAACCAGCCUAUUAUUUGGUGUUCCAUGCCAAAUAAAAGCAAUAGUCACUAAUCUCACUUGGUUGCUAUGUAUUAUUCAUUGCUCUUCAAUCUGGUAAGUUGUAAUGGUUUUUGUGAAAUGGGAUUAACAAAAAAAUUCCAAAUGUUGGUAAACCAUGGAGCUCCUUUAUCAUGAUAGCUCUUGGAGCUAGCUGUUUUUACUGUUUAGGUUGCUGCCCUUUGGGAGGGGGUGGUAGAUAGGGGAUGGGAAAGUUAGUUUUUGUAGUAUUAGGUACAAUUUUUAGGUCCCCAAAUGCUUAAAUAAGAUAUUGUUAUUUUACAUGUAUGUUACUUAUAUAUACCAAUAUCUUAUAUAAGCAUUGUUAUCAGGGAUAUACAGUUUAUACUGGUGAACAUAGGCCUUAUUUUGCAUGGUCCUAAGGAUCUCUCUUGUCAUCUUCUAUAGAGCUGAAAGAUUAAAACUGAAAAAUUCACUGGUUGAAAUAAAGCAGUUAGCCAAGUAUACUAGAAAAGGGUGUUCUUUUACUCUUUAAAUAGCACCAAGAAAGCAAAUGCUUACUUAUAGUAAGAGAAAGAAUAGCUUUUAUUGAGGAUAACUUAUUGCUUUGUAAACUAUAUACAAAUUAUAGCUAUAUGCAAAUUAUAGGAAGACAGGCUGAUUUAUUUUAGAGUGAUAUAGAGGAUAUAUAAGAUAAAAUAGUUGUUUUUCAGAUAACUUGCACUCUAUAUACUCAUUAUAUGUAAAGUAACCAUCUGAUCUUGAAUUUAUUCAAGGCCUGAAAGUAUUUAGAGCAUACAGACAAAGAACCCGGAAAGCUAUCCACUGGAGAAAGGGCUUCAUUCAUGGAAGGAAGGUACAAUUGUAGAGUAAAGGUUAGAUGUCUUAAUAUUGGAAUCUUAGGGUAAAACAUUAUACCAAAUUUCUUAGGAUGUGUGCCUAAAAUAAAUAACUGCUCUUUUGCUUUUGUUCCUACUGAAUAUAUUUGAUUAUCUUGGGUUGGUUGGUUUGUUGUUUUUAAUUGUCAUCAGAAUGAAGCUUUAUUUUUAAAUCUUCCUUAAGAAUUUUAUUCUACACUUGCCCAUUAAUUCAUAAGACAUUAUCAUUAUAAGGCCUCUUUAACAACAUGGUUCUUACGUGGUAUUUUCCUGCCAUAAAACACACUCAAAAUAUUCAGUCUUUGAGAAGAUGUUAUAAAGAUAUUCCAUCAAGCUGAAAUUAUUUAGUAUGUGAUGACUUAAGAAAGUUGUUUUAUCUUAUGCCCAUUUAAUCCAUCAGAGUGAUGGCUUUCUUCUUAUACUUGAUUACCACACUUUUGUUUUCCAGUUCUGUUCAGCUACCCACCUACUUCAAAUAUCUUUUGUUUAAGCAGAAAGUUUACCUAAACCUGCAUGAAUUUCUGCUUUUUAUUUCUUGUCCUCUAAUCAUAUUUAACUAUGAUAAUUUACUAAGUGUGGUUAAAUGUAUGUCUGUAUAGGAAAGCACUAUCAGAAGAUAAAUCCUUAAAAGGAUCCCAAAAUAUGGAUCAAAAGAGAGCUGAACAGUCAGAAAACCAGUGAAGAACAAUGCUAUGGGGAAUAUAUAUUGCACAUGAUCCUUUAUCACAUAAGAUUUUUCUCUAUCUACAAAAAAAUUUGUUUCUUAAGAUUUCUUUUGAUAGAACCAUUAGCUGCUUGGCUUCCUGUGUUAACUACAAUGAAGCCUUGUUAUAACAUCCAUGGGGUUUAUGCCAGUGGAUCACCUUAUUGGUGAGACCACCUAAUAAUGAGGUACUUUCAGUAACUAAACCCUCUUGGAUGGAGUCCAAGACAAUCUACCUUAUACCGAAUUCCUCUCUGUAACAAACUGUUGUAGUCAGAUUCCAGUGUAUUUUGGGAGGGGAAAGGACUGAGAGAAACUUGUGGUUCUCAGAACCUUAACCUUUGAAAGUGAAUGUUGACCUAGAUUGGUUUCUCAGAAAGCUGUUAUAUAACACUGAGUCUUCCCAAAGGUCUCCACAAAGAUGCCUGUCAAAACCUACUCAAAGACCUUCUAAAUUUCAUUUUCCUAAUGAUCAUGGUCCUUUAUCUGUUUACUUAUUUUUUUUUGUUAUUAAAAAUAAGACAAGUCGUGAAGCAAGGUAGGACAUUUGCAAACUGUGGUUGGAUUAAAAAAACAAGGUGAACAUUUAUCUGAGUAAAUGCUCUUGUCAGUAAGAUAUAAUUGGACAGAAUGUCCUUUACAAUAAAGUGCUAAAAUGUA
Messenger RNA from Phascolarctos cinereus (koala), 9185 nucleotides. RefSeq names its product BRCA1 interacting DNA helicase 1 (gene BRIP1). The record is from RefSeq and is a predicted model, not a curated record. Gene Ontology annotation, cellular component: nucleus. Lineage: Eukaryota; Metazoa; Chordata; Mammalia; Diprotodontia; Phascolarctidae. Gene Ontology annotation, biological process: nucleotide-excision repair; double-strand break repair involved in meiotic recombination. Gene Ontology annotation, molecular function: DNA helicase activity; DNA binding; ATP binding.